AUGCAGACGGAAGUCCAAACCAAGGGCUUAGGGGGGGAGUCGUCUAGGCCAGUUAAGAGACGUGCCCGAAUCGCAUGCACACCUUGUCGACUCCGCAAGGUCCGAUGUGAUGUUUCUAUGCACGGCAUUCCUUGUGUUCACUGCAGACUGGAUAAACAGGAUUGCAGCAUCAUACCAAGGGUGCGAAAAAGUCCAGAACCUAAUUUUUUGAAAGCUCGAUCAAAUCAGCAACCACAACAAAGACGGGUGUCUCUGCCCAUAGUCCGAUCUUCUAGUCCUCAACCACUGUUCGACUCUGACACGCAGGACUAUCCAACCGGGCCCGCUGUUCUGGAAAAUGUUAAUCCGUCAACAAUACCCGUUGCACGCGAUAUCUUCAAACCCCCAGCUGAAGUUUUAGACACUGGUCGGCAGGAAACUCUACGGUCGUAUCAGGCUUCACGUGGUGUUGAAACUACAAGUCCAUCUUCCGACGCGACACGGGCCGGCGGACUGUUGUUGGAGAACAAUGGUACACAACCCAUCUUUGAGGCUGCUUCAAGUACUACGACCUCAUGGAUGCAUCGGCGUGGAAAUUUUGUUCAUUUUUCCUCUUACCAAUGCAUUGAGGUAUUUGAUCUGACUCGCGUCGAACCUUUCGCUGCUCUACUUCUAGAGGAGUAUGGAUGUUUCUAUGUUCCCGCCAAACCCAUACUCUAUGAGUUUAUCAGGCAAUACUUCCUACAUAUCCACCCAGUACUCCCCGUUAUGGACGAGGUGAAGUUCCUGGACAUGUUCCAUACGAACACCGUGAUACGACCUUGUCAAGAGCAAGUGCCACUCUUCCUUUUUCACGCUAUACUCUUUCUUGCUAGCUCGGUAGGUUUGAUUUAUGAUUUUCCACAGCUACUUUUCGUCAUGUGUCCUUCUAUCAACGAUGCCGCAAGAGCUCGAUGUGCACUGAUGCUGACUUACCAUGCACCUUUCACUAGUGAUGGAGCCAGUACUUUCUGGUUAAGCCAAGCAGUUGACUACUCAAAAAGAGCUGGGGCUCAUUUAUGUACCCGGAUAGACAACGAUUCACGUGAGAAGAUAUUUCUAAAACGUCUAUGGUGGUGCUGCAUAUUGCGUGACAGGAUUAUGGCAUUGGUACUGCGACAACAACUCCAUAUCAAGCCCGCAGACUUUGAUCUCUCCCUGCCAGGACCGGGUCAAAACGACUUUGCGGACGAGAUAAGAUUUUCCAUGGUAUAUGAUAAAACCACGAAAGUAAACUUAGUACACGUCUUCGGAGUGCUCUGCGAACUAGCUGUUGUGCUAAACGACGUUCUUAAAGUUCUUCAUUCGGGAACACUCUUGAGGAGGGGCGAAGUCCAGCCGAGCCAUAAAGAAAUGAGACAGUGGUCCUGUGAGCUUGAUAUAUGGUAUGAACGAGCUCUCGAUAGAUUUAGUGUCUUGACAUCCGUUCCUGAAGCUCACAAAUCUCUAAUUCUCUUCAGAAACAUGAUAUACAUAUACUACAACACCGCCAAGGCUUUUCUGUGUCAUCAUAACCUUCUGCUCCUUACGGUUCAAUACAAGAAUCAAGAGGACCAGGAAGGGCUUCUGUUCGAAGCUCAGAUGGGUAUGAUUACAUCUCUACGCAGCAUAACUGAUAAUCUAUCUGAACUGGAGCACAUGGGUCUUUCUCAGUUCUUACCCAACACUUUUAUCGGAUUCUCUGCUUUCCCGUUUAUCUGGUACUUGCUUGAUAUGAGAUUGAAGUCCGUUGGACCAUCUCACAAGACUCAAAGAGGCCUGAGAGUAUAUACUAGUAUCAUGUGGAAGUUUCAGACACGCUUCGAAAGUACUAACGACGUGCUUUCAAGUAUUAAGAAGACUGUGGAUUAUAUUCAGACCAAUGAAGGGCCGUCGCCAGCUUUCACUGGUCUUACUCACCAAAGCCUAAGGCACAGAAUAACAGCACCAAUGCCGAGAUCGCUCACUAGAGACGAAUUGGCCGCCGUGUUUCUUAAAGGCCCACUGGUGUUUCUUCGGAUCUCGAUUACCGUGGAAUCAUCUCUAUCACAUGGACGAUUCCCUUCUGAAGCUGACUUUCCGGAAGAAUUGCGGGUAAUCCAACAAAAAUAUGAGGUACCCGACCUAACCUUCCUAGCAAACAUACCUGAGGAAAUGUGGUCGAUGUGUUUACAAGAAGUCUUGGAUGCAGGUGUAGGAGCUUAAGCAGAAAUAACAGCUCGUUGAGUUUUUUUUUGUGGUCUCUAGUUUGAAUUCUAUAAUUAAUAACCGUAAUGAACCUAUGAACAACGCAGAAC
Bipolaris maydis ATCC 48331 is the source of this 2294-nucleotide messenger RNA. RefSeq lists its product as uncharacterized. Gene Ontology annotation, biological process: DNA-templated transcription; regulation of DNA-templated transcription. Lineage: Eukaryota; Fungi; Ascomycota; Dothideomycetes; Pleosporales; Pleosporaceae. Gene Ontology annotation, molecular function: DNA binding; zinc ion binding; DNA-binding transcription factor activity, RNA polymerase II-specific. The record is from RefSeq and is a predicted model, not a curated record.